Molecule: messenger RNA, 618 nt
Organism: Penicillium canescens
Lineage: Eukaryota; Fungi; Ascomycota; Eurotiomycetes; Eurotiales; Aspergillaceae
Product: putative glutamine-serine rich protein MS8
Exons: 3
Coding region: 1-618 (205 amino acids)
Source: RefSeq, a predicted model, not a curated record
AUGUCGCAUUACGGAGGUCCCCCGCAAAACCAAUACGGCGGCAGUGGUCAAUAUUACGACCAACAUGGCCAAGGUUACUACCCCGCGCAACAAGGCCAUCCCCAGCCGCAACAAGGCUACUAUCCACCAGAGGGCCAACCCGCUUACGGCCAACAGGGUCACCCUCCCCCAUAUGACCAGCAGUACCAACAGGGUCACGGUCAGGGUCAAUACCCGGGCGGUCCGGGAUACGGCCAGCCUCCCCAGGACCGUGGCCACUCGCCCUAUCCGCCUCAGCAGCAGCAUUACCAGCAGGGUGGUGAGAGUGCCUCUUACUACGGUGGUGCGCCGCCUCAACAACAGCAGGGACACCCUGGGGCACCCGGAGCUGAGGGUGAGAGGGGCCUCGGAUCGACGUUGAUGGGUGGUGCUGCUGGUGGGUUUAUGGGUCAUAAGUUGGGCCAUGGUGCGCUUGGUACCGCGGGCGGUGCUGUUUUGGGUGCUGUUGGAGCCAACCUCGUGAAUAAUAAGCUUGGCAAGGAUAAGAAACACAAGAAAGAGAAGAAACAUAAGAAGGAUAAGAAGCAUAAGCGCAAGGGGUCUAGUUCGAGCUCGAGCUCGUCUAGUGAUAGCGAUUAG